GACAGCAGUUUGGGCUAUGAGUGACAGUCUGUGCCAGGGAGUGAUGCCAGAGGAUUCUCUUGCUCUGGGAGACAAGAUGGUGGUGGGUCUCAAGGCAGCCUACGAGGCUCUGCAGAGAAACAUUGUGGCACAGAGGAGGGUCCUGGAAGACAGACUGAAGCAAACAGAGAGACUCCUUGGUGUGCAAGCAGUUUGACAGACCGAGGGAGUAUAUACAAUAUAAAGAUCGGUUGUUGUGAGAUCAGUGUCAAAAUUACACAGGUGUGCAGUCGCUCAAUUAGGGUGUACGGUAUAUUUAUUUGGGUAUGGUCUUUUCAUUUGGGUAUGCUCUUUUCAUUUGGGUACACACUUUUUUUUAUUAGGGUACCC
Geodia barretti is the source of this 369-nucleotide messenger RNA. The record is from the annotation of a GenBank genome assembly. NCBI's taxonomy places the organism in Eukaryota, Metazoa, Porifera, Demospongiae, Tetractinellida, Geodiidae.